UUGUCAAUUUAUCGUGUUCGAAGUUGGGCGUAUGUUGAACAUAAACAAAUUCCUUCACGAUUUACGACGAAAAUAGAUAAAAAGCGAAAACAUGUUGGUGGAUUUGGAGUUUGAUUAUAAUGAGGCGACGGCAGCAAUGGAUAAAUUUUCCCAGGACGAUAUCAAUGAGCUACGUUAUUGGUCGCAGAAGUUGGAUAAAUCAAAAUAUGUGCCGAAGGAUUUGACCGAUAAACAAUUAGUGUUAUUCUAUAAUGCUUGUUAUGGGGACAUGGAUAAGACGAAAGCAUGUAUAGAAAAGUAUUAUUCAUGCAGGAAAAAUGGUCCAGAGUUGUUUGACAAUCGUGUUUUCAAGGCGGAAGAGUUGAAACAGAGUGCUGAAGUACUGGAAUUCUCCGUCCUGCCAGGCAAGUCAUGUGAGGGGUACGACAUCAUCUACCAUCGGCUGCACGACACGGAACCUUCGAAGUACAACCUGGAGGCUGGCUGCAAACUGCUCUUCAUGACUGUGGAUCUAUGUCUCACCAAACGUGGUCCACAACCAGGUUACAUGUUUCUCUUCGACAUGCGCGGUGUUAAAUUCGGACAUCUUACAAGAGUUAGUUUAUCGUCGCUACGGAAAUUUUUCCAGUACGUCCAAGAGGCCAUGCCAGUGCGCAUGCGCGCGAUACACGUGCUAAACACAGAGCCAGUCUUAGACAAAUUAAUGGUCCUCAUCAGGCCUUUUAUGGAUAAGAAGUUCUUUGACAUGCUCAAAUUCCACAAUAAAAAUGAGAACCUGGAGAAGUUUUACGAGACUGUUGUGCCACGAUCUUCACUGCCUCCAGACUACGGCGGCACUCUACCUGACACACAGACUCUGCACAAGAAGUGCAUGCAGCAGCUUCAACUCAUGGAGCCGUACUUCAAAGCUGAGGAGGAACAGAGGAUCGCGGCGUUACCUGACAAGAAGCGAGAGAAGGCCAUGGAAAGGGCAUUCAAGAAUCUCGAUAUAGACUAAAGAUAUAUUCCUAUAAAAAGGUAAAUGCUGUCUAUUUUAGUAGUACUUUUUGGCAGUGGAACGACUGGUUUCAUAAAAAAAAAUGUAAAUAGGAAUAGAACGUGUUCUAUUUUUAAAUGUGUAAGCAUUUGACAGUUCUGUUUUUUAUGUUAGUUGCCAGUCCAAAAAUAGGUUUUUUUUUUAGUAUAAUUUUCAAAGAUGCAUUUGUGUUUUUUAAGUUCAGUUUGUCGUGGUGUCAAG
Spodoptera litura is the source of this 1237-nucleotide messenger RNA. Its product is annotated as alpha-tocopherol transfer protein-like. The record is from RefSeq and is a predicted model, not a curated record. Gene Ontology annotation, cellular component: membrane. NCBI's taxonomy places the organism in Eukaryota, Metazoa, Arthropoda, Insecta, Lepidoptera, Noctuidae. Gene Ontology annotation, molecular function: phosphatidylinositol bisphosphate binding.